Messenger RNA from Trichoderma atroviride IMI 206040, 3180 nucleotides. RefSeq lists its product as uncharacterized. NCBI's taxonomy places the organism in Eukaryota, Fungi, Ascomycota, Sordariomycetes, Hypocreales, Hypocreaceae. The record is from RefSeq and is a predicted model, not a curated record.
AUGGAAUCCGCCAUACGCCAGGAGCCGGCCAGCCCAGGCCUCGCGCCUCUGGACAAUUCCCUCCGCGCCGGUAAUAUGGACGACUCGGCAGACAGCUCGUCUGUCACGUUUGCUGCCGCUGCGUCGUCUCACGAAGACGAGGACUUGAAAGAGGGCGAUGGCUGGAAGCUACACAGCGAUACGUCGACGAUAUCCAGCAGGGUCACGACUCCUGACCCGGUGGUGUCAAGCCCACCACUGACGCCCUUUGCAUCCGCUGGCAGUCGAACGCCUCUUCCUAGCAGAGCUUCCAAUGACUUCUCUUCUAUUUUCCCUCUGCCUGCCGCGCUGCCACAAGCUCUCCAGCGAAGGUCGGAGCGGGGUCGAGGGAGAGGACGUGGCGCAGGCAGGGCAACAGGUCGACAUAUCCCGAGGAGUCCCAACGAAGCUGCCCAACUCUAUCCACCGAGCCCAGCAGACCAGUCUCGGCAUGGGCCUUUCCGACCUCCGGGAUUUCGUACUGGCUCUACUCAAGCAUCACUGCCAUUACCCUCACCAGUCAGGCAGCACAGGGCCGAUGACAGUCCUGGAGCUCGACGCCAUCAUGUCCCCCCUCACCCGCCGCCGCCGCCGCCUCCUCCUCUGCUCAGUUCUCCUCCUCCCUCCUAUUUCCCCCGUCUUCCAACAAUAAGCGGCGCGGAUUUUAGCCAGGCUGGCGAGAGCUCUGAACUUCCAUCUUCUCUAUUUUCACAAACACCAGUCAGCAUGCAACUCUUGCCUCAGCCGGCGCUCGGCUUUCUAGACAGCCGCCACGCACGGCCAAGACCAUCAAGGGGCAAACGGAGUUCAAGGCGAUCGCUCCGCCGGCGAAGCGAUGGGCUUGAAGACGAAACACUGACUUUCUCAUCCGCUAGGUCUGGAUAUGAUGAGACCUCGAGUUCUUCCUCUUCAUCGUCUAAUGAAGAUCCAAUCGCUUAUCGAAAUGCUAGGCAAUUUCCUCCCCAGUUACCUGCUGGGCCAGUGCAUGGGCCGUCUGCUCCGCGGAGUAGAUCUUCGGCAGCAAAUCAAAUCACAGCAUGGGUAUCACAAUACGAAAAGUCAAGGAGCCCAACGAGGUCUCGUUCAAGACUCGGCGAUAUUUCCGCUGUUCUCCACCCCACCGACACCGAGUCCCACCUGGAUGGCUCUGUGCACUCCAAUGAUUCAUCACAUGGCGAAAUAGAAAUGCUGUGGCAGCAGUUGAAGGAAAAAAGAGCCAAGUUGAGUGGGACGAGAGCAAAAAUGCGAUCAAGGAGAAAAGAGUUGCGAGAAAAGAGGCGCGAGAAAGAUGCCGCUGAUAAUGCAUUCAUGGGAGUUGUCCGACCUGUGUUGGUUAGCCUACGAGAGCUAACUGAUUACCCUGCCAGCCUGUUUGAAUCUCGGCUAGAGAAGAUGCAGCAGCUAAGAGAUGACUACCAAGUUCUGGAAUCCAGCUAUGAAGCUCUCGAGGCAAUGUUGGACGAGGAAGAACGCGAUCUGAGCAUCCUCGAAACUAGAUUUUUCAGCAUCUUGGCUGCUGGGCAAACCAAAGAGGAACGCCAGUUGGACAUUUCCAGCGACUCGGGCGCUGCCAACUUCAGCAUUGACCAGACGGAGAUUCCAUAUGAACUCAGGGGCAUCUCCCCGUAUGGUCCCGUUGAGGAAUCGCAUCCUCUAUAUGUGGACUUGACCUCGACUGUGGGAUACCUAGGCAACGCUCGAGACGAAUACGCAGACCUCCUUUCCACUAAACAGCAAUACGAGGAGGAGCAGCAGUUGAAAAAGACUACCAAGCAGAAAGCCUCGGACGAGCAGGAGAUGAAGGAAUUCUUUGACGAAUUCCCUUCCGAAGAAGAGCGGAUGAAUGAUGUCAUGACCAGCCUAGAAUCUAAAGUAGAUGGUCUCAAAAAACUAUGCGAAGACAGAGGAGUCAUGAAGAAGCACAUGUCUAUCAAGAUGGAAUAUGCAUUAGAUCCGCAAAUCAGGUAUGAGGAUUUGGAUCUAGAUGACGAGCACACGAUUAUGAGCCGCCGCAAAACACUAGCUCACGCUGAAUUCAACGAGCUGCUUUCUCAGCCGGACCACGUUUUGGCUGAUGAGCCUCUCACUCCAUUAGGGGCUCUCAAAGCAGCCAUUCGACUUCCAAAUCACCACCCAGAAAAGGGCGUGAGGAAGAGACUGGCGUCGAAAGAGUAUGCAAUUGACAACCUCAUGCGAGAGUGUGAUGGCGGGAAGAAGGCUGAUUACGUGAAUCGAUGGCUCCUUCACCAACUGCGCCUAUCCCCGCUCAAUGCAGUACUGUUACGGUCCACCUUUCAAGCAAGCCGAUCUUUGAAGAUUCGGGAUAUGUGGCGCUGGCAGUGCGAUGUUAUGCAUUACUGGUGGCGCGAUAGCACCAUGUCAUUAGUAGAUGGCUUCUUCAAGCCCAUUACGAGCGACAACUCGGAGUAUUCAUCUCGCGUGGGAACAACACAGCUGUCGCGAGCCGCAUCUGACGGCGUUCCCAGACAUGUAUAUCAACGGCGCCCAUCUAUUGAUAAUAGUGACACGAUGACAGAACAUGGUUAAAGGUGUCGAAUGCUGUCUCUACCACCAAUUACUUUUUUUUUUCUCUCUCUUUUUUCUCUUCUUUCAAUUCAAUUUCCCCUUUGUCUCUCGAUUAUUUAGGCUGCUUAUGUUUUGCGUUUUCUCUUAUAAACGUUUGUGCCCGUUAAGCUGAUUUGCAAGAUAGGCUCGGAGGAACCAUUGUUUUAUUGCCUUUCUGAUUUCUUGGCGUUUGGAUAUGAUAUUAAGACCUAUAGCGAAGCAACUUCUUUUGGGUUGGAUAGAUGGAAAACGUACCCGGGGUUGGCCUUUUGACACUCAGGCGCGUUUAGCUUGAGCAUUAGAUGGAGGCAGAAAAAGCGAUACCCUUCUCCCUUUACCUUGUUUAAUCUUUUCCCUAUAUUCCAUUUCUUUUUUCUUUUCUUUUCUUUUCUCUCUCUUUACUCGCCUUCCUCGCCUUCCUCUAUUCUCUCUAUUUUUUUCUUUUCUUUUCUUUUAUUGGAUCAGUUGCUUUUGUGCUUGUAUUGCGUACUUGUGGGUGGAAUUACUGUUUGAUGCUCAGAGAUGCCUUUCUUGCAUACCGCCGCGAGGCUUUUAUGGCAAGCUUUCUGUCCUUUCUCCUACUCUGUUUUACUCCAU